Cyprinodon variegatus (sheepshead minnow) is the source of this 6776-nucleotide messenger RNA. RefSeq names its product collagen alpha-1(XXVII) chain B-like. The record is from RefSeq and is a predicted model, not a curated record. The coding region runs from base 382 to 5457 and encodes 1691 amino acids. Gene Ontology annotation, molecular function: extracellular matrix structural constituent. NCBI's taxonomy places the organism in Eukaryota, Metazoa, Chordata, Actinopteri, Cyprinodontiformes, Cyprinodontidae. The transcript has 61 exons.
ACUUUCAUUUUGGGAAGUCCUCGCAUUCUUUCGCGUCAUCCUGUGAUUGCCAGGAAGGCUGCAGAUCAUUUAAUCCUGCUGCUAUCCAUAUUUGCCAGACGCAUGGAGAUAAAACGCACAAACUAAAUAGAGGAGCGCACAGGUGGAGCGUCUUUCAUAUCCAGUGGUUAUCUCCAUGUAGGCUGCAGAGCAAAGGACGCAGCAAUGACAGCGCGCUGCAUUUCAACUAGUUGAUCCCUGAUCUACUCAUUUUCUCUUCCUACUUUUCUAUAUUUUUUUGCGCGUUCGCUCUGCGCAGAGCUCCACAAGGAUUACCUGGGAUGGAAAAAGUUGACCUCCUCUGGAUAAUAAAAACUACCAGGAAAGAAUGAAGUAACCGCUAUGGAGCCGCAAAAUGUCCUGAACUCCAAACUAAAAGCCACUGGAGUCGGAGGGUGGGCCCUGAUUCUUUGGACUAUAGUGUGUUGCACAUUUUCUGUGGGGCUAACACAAGCACAAGAUGUUGAUAUUCUGCGGCAGUUUGGGCUUUUUGAGCGGAAAAUGGAUGUGCCAUCACCAAUAGUGGCUCGCUUUAUUCCGGCUGGCAUCAUCCCCUUCAAGUCUGGUGUCAUCCUCACACCCCAGGCCAAUUUCCAGGUUCCACUCCGUACCAUUAUCCCUGCCAACUAUGACACCACCAGCCUUUCCCUGAUCACAAGUCUCUCUGUUCAUCGCUUCAACAAUGCUUUCCUUUUCUCCAUCCUGUCUAAGAGAAAGAAGGUCCAACUCGGUGUGCAGUUCACACCUGGGAAUGUUUUUGUACAUAUGGGACAAAAGAGCUCUGUGAGUUUUGACUACAAUGUCUACGAUGGCCGUUGGCAUAAUUUUGCUUUGAAUGUUCGAGGAAACCAGGUGUUUUUGCACACAUCCUGUAAUAACCAGAGCUUACAGGCAAAUUUGUCUUUCAAAAAAGGCUAUACCCUGGAUCCAGAGGGUUCCUUCCUGCUGGGCAAAAUGAACCACGAUUCAGUGCCAUUUGAAGGUGCAAUCUGUCAAUUUGACAUUUAUCCCUCUGCAGAGGCAGCUCAUAACUAUUGUGAUUACAUUAGGAAACACUGCAGAGAAGUUGACACAUAUCGGGGUGUUUUUCCCACUGUACUACCUCUAUUUUCAGACCCAAAUGUUACUUUCACUCAUAGAACUUCAUUUUUACUGACAAAGAAGCCAAAAAAGGCCCAGGUGCCAUCUUUAGAUUCAAGGACUACAACUAUUUGUCCAGCCGAUGGGCUGCUAAUGUUGAAAAAAACAUCUUUAUCUGCAGAAUAUGCUGAUGCAUCUAUUCCUCCACAAGUAAAAACUGAAUUGGAAAACCCUUUCAAAGUUGAAACUGUUACUACAUCUCUGCGAACCAUGGAGCCAUCCGAUCUGGAACACACAGCAAAAAACAAGAAACUAAGGGGGUCUUCAGAUGAUUCUGGAAAAAUUUUAUUCUCAACUGUUUUCAUGAAACCACCAUUGAUGAAGCCUGCCCUCAAGCCCUCUGCUGUUCCAUCACAGGGGUCUCUUUCUUACACCUACUUUCUCCAUAAAAAGGAGCUGACAACGGUAGCUCUAAGGAAACCUGACCUGAAAGUGACAGGUGAUUUUAAAUCAACCACACUUCCUGCUUUGACUUCAGCUGCAAAAGAUGACAUUCAGACAUUUGACCAGGAGCCGACCCACUUCUCACUGCUUGCUGGACCUCCUGGGCCAAAGGGAGAACCAGGACCACGGGGUCCCCAAGGAUUUCCAGGCUUGCCAGGGAAACCAGGGAAAAGGGGCCCUAGGGGUCCCCCCGGUCCUCAUGGAAAUCCUGGCCGUUCUGGGACACCUGGAGUGAAGGGACAAAAAGGAGAUCCUGGGAUGUCGCCUGGUCAAGCACUGAAAGGACAAGAAGGAGAAACUGGCAUUAUUGGGCCUCCUGGGCCACAUGGGCAAGAUGGACGAAAGGGACAAAAAGGCUUUUCUGGUCCUUCUGGUCUCCCAGGAGAACCUGGUGAGCAGGGAGAUGAUGGAAAGCCUGGGGCCAAAGGCUAUCCUGGCAGGCAGGGUUUUCCAGGGCCCGUAGGAAGAAUAGGACCAAAGGGUGUCUGUGGUCACAUUGGCAUCCCAGGGCUUUUUGGCUUUCCUGGUCCUGAUGGGGAGAGAGGAAUUCCUGGUUUGCAUGGGAAGAAGGGCAAGAUGGGUAGGCCGGGGUUUUCUGGUGACCCUGGAGAACGGGGCCCCCCCGGACCUGAUGGGAACCCAGGUGAACUGGGAGCUCCUGGUCCAUGUGGAGUCCAUGGGCUUAUUGGAGACAUGGGCCUUGGUGGCAUGAUGGGGUUACCGGGGCUUCCAGGACUCAAGGGAUUACCUGGAAAUCAAGGAGAAGCAGGACUGAAAGGUGAUAAGGGUGAUGUCGGCUUAACUGGAGAUCAAGGCGAGUGUGGAUUCCAAGGGGACAAGGGUACCAGAGGCUCUCCUGGGUUACCAGGUCCUCGUGGAAAUCCUGGACCACAGGGAAAACCUGGAGAAAAAGGCCUUGAUGGAAAGCCUGGUCCUUUUGGCCCAGAGGGCUUCCCAGGUGAUAUUGGCCCACCAGGACAAAAUGGCCCUGAGGGAUCAAAGGGAAGGCAAGGGACAAGAGGCUUACCAGGUCCAGAAGGAACACCUGGACUUCAGCUUCAGCGACUUUCUUUUCAUCAGGGUGAUGAGGGACCAGUUGGGCCAGCUGGACCUGCUGGAGCCGAGGGCAGGCCUGGGAGGUUUGGAUUUACUGGACUGGCAGGCUCAGAUGGACCCAAGGGGGAGACAGGGAUAACCGGCGAGGUCGGCAAGCUUGGCGAGAGGGGACUGCUGGGCAUUAUUGGGGGUGUUGGAGAGACAGGAAUGGCUGGAGAAAAGGGGGAUCGAGGGAAAAUGGGUAUCCCAGGACCUUCAGGUGAACCAGGGCCGAUGGGACAUUCUGGAAUACCGGGAGAGACAGGAGCACCGGGAUUGGAGGGGAUUCCAGGGCCCCCUGGUUCACGAGGAUUUCCUGGCAUCAGAGGGCCCAAGGGUGGCAGGGGUCCCAGAGGUCCUGAUGGCCCUCUAGGAGUGAAAGGGUUAACAGGGGUCAAGGGGCCUGAUGGUCCAUCAGGAAAAUUGGGCCUCCCUGGGGAGAUGGGAAGGUUUGGUGAGCCGGGCGAAGCUGGGCUGAAGGGAUUUCGAGGUGUUCCGGGGCCCUCAGGACCUCCAGGGGCCAAAGGAAUUGCAGGAGAACCAGGACCCUCAGGGCCAACAGGAAGGAUUGGGCCACUUGGGGGGAUUGGAGCGAUGGGACCUGCUGGAAAUGCUGGAGAAAAAGGGCUGCCGGGUGAACAUGGAGAGAAGGGUUCUGUUGGUGCACCUGGGAGCAUUGGAGAGCAGGGCUUAAUUGGCCAGAGGGGCGAGACAGGCAUUGAUGGGGAGGCUGGAACAUGUGGACCUUAUGGAAAUAAGGGUGAAAAAGGAGAUGCUGGUGCAGAUGGUGACACCGGAGACAGAGGUGAAAUCGGCCUGAAAGGAGAGGAAGGCAGAUCUGGUCCUCCUGGACUUGUUGGGUUCAGGGGUCAGGAGGGCAGACCUGGCAAAACUGGGGAAGGAGGAAAGCCAGGAGAAAAGGGGAGCAAAGGUCAGCAGGGCUAUUUAGGGGAGAGUGGACCAAUCGGAAUGCAGGGGGAUUCUGGGUUUAUUGGCCAGAAGGGGGCGAGAGGAACCAUUGGCCCUGUGGGUGCCCCUGGAAGGAUGGGCCAGCAGGGUGAUCCAGGCAUAGCUGGUUAUGAGGGUUACGUGGGAUCACCAGGACCACUUGGACCUUCUGGACCAAAAGGAGAAAAGGGUGAUCGGGGAGAUGACAACAGGAUAGAAGGCCUUCCAGGUCCCCAAGGUGAAAGAGGUCCUCCUGGAUACAGAGGAGAGCGAGGAGAGGCAGGUGACACAGGACACAUAGGUCAAAUCGGCUUAAAUGGACCAAGAGGUGAAACUGGUGCCCCAGGACUUCCUGGACAUCCUGGUUUAAAAGGGCAGCCAGGACUGAAAGGAUCCAAAGGUGAUCUGGGUUCAGAAGGAAAACCAGGGCUAACAGGUGCUCCUGGGCACAGAGGACCACCAGGUCCCCAGGGGCCAUCUGGCCAACGUGGGGUCCUAGGCAGGGAGGGACAGGAGGGCCCACCUGGAAUGGACGGCUUAGCUGGUAAAGAUGGAAGUAUAGGAGUCAAGGGGGAUCAAGGUGAGGAUGGAGAAACUGGUUUACCUGGAAAACCUGGUCUUCAAGGAGGAAAGGGGGUGACAGGACUUCCAGGAACACAGGGAUCCUUUGGUUCAAAGGGGGAGCGGGGUCUGCCAGGCCAGAUGGGUCCCGCAGGGAAGAGAGGUUCUGUUGGUGUGAUGGGAUUCCUGGGAAAACCAGGAGACCUUGGAACUAAAGGCCAACCAGGGGAUAGUGGAGAACAGGGUUUCCCUGGAGUGCUUGGUAUAUUUGGACCGAAGGGGCCCCUAGGGGAAAUGGGCCCAGCAGGAAUACAGGGACCAAAAGGACCACGAGGAUUGAUGGGUGCGGUUGGAGCCUUGGGCCCCCUUGGCAUCAUUGGGCCCAGCGGUCAUCCAGGGCCCCAGGGUGACAAAGGAAGUCGCGGGGAGACGGGCUUGCAAGGGCCAAAUGGAUCUCCUGGUCCUCGAGGAUUGCCUGGGCCACCAGGCCUUCCAAGUCCUGAGCUUUUGCUAAGAAAUGAAGCUCUUGGUGCUGUUUUGGAAGUCAUCAUGGAUUCACCCACAGUUCUACAGCAAGAUCACCAGAAUUAUCAAAGCGUGGACUUGCCCAUGUUAGACAAAGGCUCAGAGAUUCUGAAGACACUUCAUCACCUCAGCACGCUGGUCCACAGCUUGAGGAACCCGCUGGGAACCCAGCACCAUCCAGCCCGAACCUGCCUUGACCUCUACAACUGUGAGCAGCAGAUGUACGACGGAGCUUACUGGAUUGAUCCAAACCUCGGCUGCAGUGCAGACAGCAUUGAAGUGAUGUGUAACUUCACUGGUGGUGGACAAACCUGUCUAAAACCUGUCACAAUUUCAAAGUUGGAAGUUGGAGUGGGUCGCAUUCAGAUGAACUUCAUCCACCUACUGAGCACUGAGGCUGUGCAGCACAUCAUCAUUCACUGCCUCAAUGUCUCCGUGUGGGCCCAUGGACCCACCCAGCAGCCCUCAUCCAGCUCUGUUAGCUUCAAGGCCUGGUCUGGGGAGCAGAUCAAACCUGGAGAUCUUCUGGAGCCUCUGAUAACCAGAGACGACUGUUGGAUCAAAGAUGGACACUGGCAUCAGACACACUUCCUCUUCCAGAGCCAGGACCCAACUUUGCUUCCCAUCAUAGAUGUGCACAAUUUACCAACCGCAGAGCCCAGUGCAAAAAUUCACCUCGAGGUCGGACCUGUGUGCUUCUUGUAGGGCUGACUUGGACUAGUCCUCAAAGGAUCAACUGCAUUAAAGGGCGCAGAGAAAACAUCAAUGAUUUUCAAACUUCCAAAAAAAACAACUCUCCAUUCUUAGUAUGAAAAAUGCUUGGACUGCAAAAACAAAGCCCAACAAAAACAACAGCAGAUGCAGCAAAAAAACAGCUAAUUUAGAUAAGACCUGUGGCCUUUGUCAAGGAACUGAAAAAAACACAUGCGAUACAAGAGCUGGCUGCUUCCUUUGGAUCUCUUAGAUCUUGUUGUAUAUUUUCAUUUAUGGUUUGAGAAACAGUUCUGCAAAAAUAUGUACAGAAAUAUGAAAAUGAAAUUAUCCUGGAAUUAAAUAUUAUUUAAAUUUGUAAAUGUACUGUAUAUUGUGUCUUGAAGUGCAUUUGUUAUAUUGUGUUGCCUUUAGGGAUAAAGACAUCUCAUCCAUUCAGGUAUGCGGGAUUGCUCCAGAUAUUUCUGUUUCUGCUUUAAUUAAAAGCACAGAAAUUAGUCUGUGCAAAUCUCUCCAUGCGGGCAAGUCUUGCUUGAAACUUUCAGUGCAAACCUGGAGCAAAGACAUCAACGGUGCUACCUCGCUUCGCACCUCUCAUCUCAGAGUGAAACGGAGCCGUGACUUGAUCUAAUUUGGGACGACACAAAGGUGACGCCUGGUGUCGUGGCAGUUGGCAGUCUGGGGAAAAACCCUUGUCAGCUCUUAUCCUAGCUAUACCUAUGCCUUUAAAGGGAAGCUUUUAAAAAAUACAAAAACAACAGUUUAAGGAUUAUUUCUAUGGUUCUAAUAUUUUUUUUCUUGUCAAUCUGUAAAUGUAUUAUCAGCAACCAUUUAUACAUCAGUGAUUUCUAUUCAAGACUUUUUAAAAUAUUAACUCUGCGCCUUAGAGGCAGCUGUGAUUUAAAGGCUAUUUUAACAAUUGUGAUUGGUUUCCCCAAUGUGUAAACUCAGACGACUUCUAAUGUGACACAAUGUGUUUGACCAAGCUUUUUAAUACUGAAUAAAGUCAUAAUGACAAAACAGAUUAUUCAAUAAAAGCCUGAAACUGUUUACAAGUACCUCUAACAUUUAACGGACAAAUAAAAUGCAUCUCUGCUCUGUACUACCAUUUACUAGUGGCUUUAUCUCCCCUGUGAAAUUGUCUAUUUCUAUCUAAUAAUAAUACUGAGAUAAUGUGGCCAAUUCCUUAAGGCACAUCUGAAACAUCCAGGGUAGUAUUCUUUGGGAACCAGGGUUUAAAACACUCCCUCAGAGAAAUUGUAACCUCACCUUAGCUUUUAAAUUGCAUACAUGGAAUGUCUCAUGACUGAAUA